Laetiporus sulphureus 93-53 is the source of this 1009-nucleotide messenger RNA. RefSeq lists its product as uncharacterized. NCBI's taxonomy places the organism in Eukaryota, Fungi, Basidiomycota, Agaricomycetes, Polyporales, Laetiporaceae. The record is from RefSeq and is a predicted model, not a curated record. The annotation marks the transcript as partial. The transcript is spliced from 4 exons.
AUGUCUUCCUCUCGUUCAUCAUCUCCUGCCCUCGACACCCUCAUGUGCUCGGUGGCCACUGCACCUGCAGCCUCUGCCACGGAUGCUCCUCUCACCACUGAACUUUUCCUUCCUCAGCCCAGUCCUCGUUCCUUGCCCUCACCUUCCAUGGUGGUUCCUCCACCUUCUCCUGUCAUCGAGAAGUCCACGCCAUGGGCGACCUACACAUCGCCUGGUGAAGAGCUCACCAUCGAGGGCCAUGAGUCUUUGUGCACCAGCUUUCUCGGCCACUUGCAGUCACCAGCGCUGAUGCCGGCUCAGUGCCACAAGCUUGAGGUUGGUCUGGAUGUUAUGCGGAGGGCUCAUGAUGUUCCCAAGGAUGGGGCACUGCCAGUUACUUGGGACUCGCUCGACUUCUUUGCUUUUGCCACCAUGGCUGUUCCUGCCGACACUCCUCCUGCUUCGAAGGCCAAGCCUGCUCUUGUUUCGAAAGCCAGGCUCAAAGUUUUUGUCAUCCUGGAUGAUCCUCGUUUGAAGGCUAAAGGCAAGGUCUGUGCUCGCUCACCCACGCCCCUACCCCCUUCUCCUUCACCAUCCAUUCCUUCUAACGAAAACUACAUUUCUUCAGAGUCUGAGGCCAUGGUGGCCCUUGCCACCCCCAAGGCACCUAGCCCUCCACGGCAUUCCACCAAGUCUGCUGCCUUGAAGCGCAUCCGGGUUGAGUCUAGUGAAGGGGAGUCCAAGCCCGACUCUCCUAGCGACAUCGAGAUGGUGAAGUCCAAACCUGCCGUUGCUGUCGUUGCUACAGCUUCUUCAGCUAAGGAUCCUUCUGUGAACCCGCCGUUCUCAAUUCAAAACCCAGCUCAUCCACCUAUGUAUGCUGUUCUGGCUUGGUCUCAUCUGGGCUCGCUAACCCAUUAUCGCUCGGUCGCCUCAUGUCCCCAGUGCUUCCACUGCUUCAAGCAGGGCAUACCAAAUUUCUGCUUCUUGAUGGAGAACAAGCUGCAGUGCCUCAAAUGUCAGCGCAUCG